AAUACACCGUGAUCAGCUUACUACGUGUUUACCAGAGGUAGAUAUGUCGGAGCCCGAGGAGCUGCCGCAGAGAGAACAGCGAGAGAGCACGAAGAAGAAGAAGAAAGCGAAGCGGAGUGUGAAAAAGAAGAAGGAGCAGCGGGAAGGAGAGGAGCAGGAGGAGCAGGUGGAGUUUGAGCAGGAGGUGCAGAGUGUCAAUGAGUGCGUUGUGCUGCACGGGAUCUUCAAACUGGGCAAGAAGAGUCACGACGUCCUGCUCACCCGAACCAAACUGACCUGGACCCCCAUCAUCCCGGAGAACCCCACAGGUGAGACUGGUGUCCCACAGUCAGGUGAGGUGCUGCUGCAAGACAUAUUUGCAGUGAAGGUGAAGCGGAGGCGAGCUGCGGGCCAGGAGUCAGGGGGACCCGUGCUUGGUGUGGCUCUCUUCUGGUGUAGGAGGAAAGGGAGAAGGCUGGAAGAGGACACGCUGCACCUCCACAAUGCCUCCUCAGAACACACACACACCUGGUACAACACCCUGAAGGAGCUGCUCACAGGGUUCAGCAGCCGUCCUACGUAUCUGAAGGUCUUCAUCAACCCCAGCAGCCACAAGAAGGAGGCCGUCCACAUCUACAGAGACCACGUGGCUCCUCUAUUCAAGAUGGCUGACAUCCGAACCGACAUCACCGUAACAGAGAGGAAGGGUCAUGCUCUCUCAGUGAUGAAGGAAUGCAAACUGGAUGAAUAUGAUGGGGUGGUGUGUGUCGGUGGAGAUGGUUCAGUUGCAGAGCUGUGUCAUGCUCUGGUCCUCAGAGCCCAGCUGGAUGCAGAUUCCCCAGAAAAACCAGUGAGAGCAACACUGCCACUGGGAAUCAUCCCAGCUGGUUCCACAGAUGUGGUUUCCUGUUCUGUUCAUGGAGUCAGAGAUCCAGUCACUGCAGCCCUCCACAUCGUCUUGGGUCACCUGCAGCAGGUGGACAUGUGCAGCUUCUCGUCUCAUGGCCAGUUGGUGCGAUUCGGUUUCUCUGCCAUGUUUGGCUUUGGCGGGCGGAGUUUAGCGAGGGCAGAAAAGAAGAGGUGGAUGCCAUCGUCACGGCGGCGAGAGUAUGCUCUGGUUAAGACGCUGGCUAGGCUGAGACCGGAGGACUGUCAGCUUUCCUUUUUAUCAGCAAGGAAGUCAAACAGCAAUUUGUUUGUACAGCGAGAUAAGGACCAGGACCAAGACCAGGACCCAGAGUCCGAGGGGGAGGAGUCCUGGGUGACCAAUCAGGGCCUGUAUUUGAGCAUCAGCAUCAUGUCCAUCCCUUGCCUGAGUCCACACGCACCUCAAGGACUAGCUCCAAACACCAGUUUGGCAAAUGGCAGUGCAGCGCUGAUUGCAGUCGGAAACACCUCCAGGUCCGAGUUUAUUAAACACCUAAAGAGAUACAGCAGCUCUACUGGACAGUUCAACUUCUCCUUCGUGGAGACGCAUGUUGUGUCAGCGGUGAAGAUCCGCCCCUGCUCGCUGAUUGGCUGUUCUGAGGAUGAGAGUGAAGAGGAGGGUGACUCGAAAACCACACCCUUCAUCCACACAGAAGGAACAACCUUCCCCUGGAACAUCGACGGAGAGCUGGUGGAAAUCGCUAAUGAAGUGCUCAUCAGAGUCCACCCAAGACUCAUCACUCUGUACGGUGAGGAGGUGGAAGAGGCCGAGUCGUCUGUCUCCUGCAGCUGCAUCUGAGAACAACAAGGGGGCGCUGCUCUGUGUGACACUCACCACAGUAACCAAAAUGACUCAACAGUGCUCUUUGUACAGACUCUGAACUCACAAUUUGAAACUUUGGUCGUCCGCCCAUGAUUUUACCGAUAAAUACAAUAAAAAAAACUCCUUUACUUUAAAGCUAGAUUAAUUUUAUAUUCUUUUUAUCAAAGCAUAAUGUGAAUGUUUUGUAAGUUUUAUUCAUGUAUCAGCUGCAGAACUGACCAAUGUACAUAAAAAUGGUUUGUUUACAAUUUACUACAGUUUCAUUACCCAUUUCUCUCAGAUCAUGUGACUUUAAUUUCAUAUGUUGCUUUUUUUCAUCCAGUUUUUGUUUCUGUGGCAGAGAACAAACUUGUUUAGUUUGUGUUCAAAGCCCAGUUUAUUUCACCUAAACUGAUUCCCAAAGGGUUCAUGUUUGAAUAAAGGUAUUAAUAGGUGACUUUUCUAUCUGUGCAGACGAUGGUGAAGCAAAACCAGACCUGAUGUAUUCAUUGCAUGUAGAUUCUCAUUUUGACUCAAAUCAUACUGCGACUGGAAUAAAGUAUAAAAAUCAAGCUGUUUAAAUAGAAAAUCAUUUAUUUUAAUAGAAAAGUGUUGCUAAAAGCAGUGAGACUCUCCAGUGCAGAACAACUUCACAUAAGAACAUCAAAGUCACUUAUUAAAAUAUUAAAACACUCGGUGUGACUCUGUGAGGUGCAUUUGUAUUAAACGCACACCGGAGGGGAGGGCAGCAGCUGAGUGAACAGUCUGCAUGGAGACCGUUAACACAAUGCUUUUUUUAAAAAGUUUUUUUAUUACUUGAACCAACAAGUUCUCAGUUUCAAAAGCCCAGGUGUCAAUUUUAGGAAGUAUGACUGAGAAAACUGACCACAUCAAACUUGUUUACUUAGUGUUUGUGAUGCGUCUGUUCAGAAGAUGGAGCUUUACUUUGAGAGCUCAGGCCAUAAACAUUCUUUUAAAAAUGGUGAUUUCAAGUAGUUGUCGAUCAUUAGAUCUCCCACCUACCUCACACUGGUAGGAGUGGUUAACCUUAAAUGUGCUUUAUUUAAAAUGCAUCACAUUUAUGUUUUUUUCCUCUCUUGUUUUAUUUGUAUUAAUUUUAAUUUAAAGAACUCCCACAGGACAAACUUUUUCAUGGGCAUCACAUUGUGAUUGUUACCACAUUAAAAGAGCCUUCGUGCCUCAUUAUGUUUGAUUCUGUGUGUUUGACACUCCUGGGCCCAAAAGGAGAAGGAGUGGAGGAGAAAUGCUCAUUUCUAGCUGCCCUGCGUGGUGCACUUGUGCUCAUGUGGCUGUACAUUGUUCUCAUUGUUUUUCCCUCCACAUACCAGCAUGGCUUCCUGUUUUCUUCUUCCCUGCAUGGCUUCCAAAAUGAAGACAAAGCGUCAGAGAAACUGCAAACAAGUGUGAAAUGAGGCUCACGGGGAGGGAGGUUAAGGAACCAUAGCACCAGGAGGCAGCACAAUGGAGGAUUCACUGUAUUAGAAAGAUCCUGCAUUCUGCUAAUUUUUCCAUCCUCUGCCCUGAAAUUUCUAUAAAUCCUACUUCAAAACUGCCCUCAGUUUCCUCUAUGGUGAAGCAGUUUGCAAAAGCAGGAGGGUAAGUAAAAACAGAUAGCGCUAAUAAGCUGAUCAUGUCCUCCACAUUGGAGUAUCCAGCCAGUGGUCAGCAUUAGCUCAGUGAACUAACUUUGUGCAAAACAAAAAUGUGUGGAUUUGCAUCAGAUGAGCUGAUUGUGCCAUAAAAAUUUGCUGGUUUAAGCAGAGGAGACACAUCCCAAAACAAAUAGUGGGAGGCAAAAACGGUGUGAUCACCCCUGUUACCAGCAAAUCCCAGCAGCCAUCACCUUCUUCCUCCAGCUGGACGACAUCCAGUGUGAGCCACAGGCGUCAAAUGAUGCAGCACAGCCAGUGAGUCAGCUCUUUGUGUGUGUGUGUGUGUGUGUGUGUGUGUGUGUGUGUGUGUGUGUGUGUGUGUGUUUUGGUCAGCAGGUGAACAAAAUUCAGAAAAUAAGUUACACAGACAAAAGGAAGGUUUCCCAGAGCUACGAGCCAAUCAGAGGCAAAGUUUAAAUCACCUGAGAUCAUAGAAAGUGAUGUUCUUUGUUUUGUUUUCUCCUAAAAAAAA
This is a messenger RNA of Oreochromis aureus, 3853 nucleotides long. RefSeq names its product ceramide kinase-like (gene cerkl). The coding region runs from base 44 to 1705 and encodes 553 amino acids. Gene Ontology annotation, molecular function: kinase activity. The record is from RefSeq and is a predicted model, not a curated record. NCBI's taxonomy places the organism in Eukaryota, Metazoa, Chordata, Actinopteri, Cichliformes, Cichlidae. The transcript is spliced from 15 exons.